This is a messenger RNA of Paramecium primaurelia, 2475 nucleotides long. The record is from the annotation of a GenBank genome assembly. NCBI's taxonomy places the organism in Eukaryota, Ciliophora, Oligohymenophorea, Peniculida, Parameciidae.
AUGGGCCUACAAAGAAUUCCUCUUGUAUUAUUAAAUUUAGGGGUUGUUUUAUUAUUGAACUAUCAACUUAGACCUUUUAUGUUUAUUACAAGUGGAUUGUAUUUUAUAAUACGAUUCAAAGAUACUGGAACUAUUCCAAUAGUUAAGAUAGAACUUCCAAUUGAGAAUAAUCAAGUAGAAGUAUAGAUUGAAAAUAAUGUAAAAAGAGAAGUACUUAAUGCUUUAGCAAAUGAUGAAUCUAAUGGUUAGAUUUCAUUGGAUUAAUUCAAAGAUGGUCCAGAUAAUGAAAAUACAAUUUAAAAGUAUAAUGUAAUAUCAUUUUUAUAGAUAUUAUCCAGAAUAAUAGUAAUAAUAAUAGACAAACAAUUAGCAUAUUUUAUCAGAUAGAGGAAUGCUUUCAUCACCUUCCUCUGAAUAAGUUAAAAUUAAUACUCCAAAUAAAUAAAUUUGUAUUAGUACUUCAAAUGCAAUAAUGCCUACAAUUUUAUCAACAGAAAAGAGAUUCUGUAUGUAAUGUUUAAAUGAGUAGCCAAUGAGAUCAAAACAUUGUUAAUAUUGUAAGAAAUGUAUUCCAAUGUUUGAUCAUCAUUGUCCUUGGAUUGGUAUAUGUAUAGGAGAAAAGAAUAAACUUUUAUUUCUAAUAUAUUUGUUUGUCCAAAUUGCAUAGUUAAUAGUAGGCAUUCGAAUUUCUGUUUAAAAUAUUGGAUUACUUAUAAUUAUGGGAAUUAUUGUAAUUUUAUUAAUUACUCUAUUUGGAUUUCAUGCAUUUUAUGUAGCUAAAAAUAUUACAACAUGUAAAGUGAUCAAUAAUAUAAGGGGAAUACUUAAGUUGGAAAAGGAUUUCGUAUAUCGAUUAGAAUUAAAGAUAUCCAUUUGAUAAAGGUGUAAUAAAGAAUAUUAGAUUGCUUAUCCAAAUUUCUUGCCAAAAAGAGAUUUACGAUUGGUAAAUAUAAUCUUAAUGAGUACUUUUAUUUUAAAAUAAAUUCAAAUUUAUUUAUUUUAAGAUUUUUAACAUAUAUUUUCAAACAUCUUUUGAAAAUGUAAUCUCUCUUUGUCAAGUGUUAAAAAUGUUAACAAAGACCUGCUACUAUUAAAUGUAACUAAUGUAGAUAUGGUCAAACAUACAGAUUAUGUUAUUCAUGUGAUUCUUAAAUUCAUAAUCGAACAGGUCCUGUAGAUUAGCAACAUAAAACUGAAAUUAUUCCAUAUUAAGGUAUUGGUUAAUAUUAACACAAUUCUAGAAAUGUACUAGAAAAAUUAAGGUAGUGUCCCUGUUCCUUAAAAAAAUGAUUAAAGAAAUUCAUUCAAAAAAAAUGAUUAUAAACCUUAACCUUAAGUUCCAACAAAGGAGUUUAUAAAUAAUGAGUAUAAGAAACCUGAAUAUUCAAAAACAAUUGAUAUUAAUAGAGUAAGCAAUAAACAUGAUUAUUUGGAUAAAAAAAUCGAUAGUCAUGAUAAAAGAGCUGAUCAAUAAUAUUUAUCUAAUGAUAAAAGACCUUAUUCUUCUAAUUAAAAAAUUACAUCUGAUAAUGAUAGAAAUAGUCAGCAAUUAAUUAGUUAAUUAAGAGAAGAAUAAUAACAAACAGAAAAACUUAAGGCUGAAUUAUAAUAAGCUAAUUAAAGAGAGAGAGAUACAUAACGAAGAUUGUAAUAAAUAAUUUAUAAAUCUUUAGAUAAAAAUAAGAAUAAGAAUUUGAAUAAAAAAGUAGAGAGGAUAAAUAAAAAAUUUAAUAAUUAACAGAAGAAAAUAGAAAUUUGAAUAAUAAAUUAAAUUAAACAAAUAAACAUAUAUAAGAGGAAGUAAAUAAAGUAAGAAAUCAAUAUGAAGAUUAAAUAAAUGAAUUAGAAUAAAUUCUUAAUGAAAAAAAUUAGUAAUUAGAAAGUAUUGCUUAAGAAUAUAAUUUGGUAUAAAUUUGUAUAAAUUUAUUAGGAAGAAUUAUAAUAAACUCUUAAUGAAUUACAAUAAGAAUCUUAAAUGAAAGAUUAAAUUAUUGAAUAAUUAUAAUAAAAUUUAAAUGAUAAUUAAGAAGAAUUAUAAUAAUUGAAGGAAGAAUUUAUUAAUAAUAAUUCUAAAAAGAAUUUAUAAUCCUCAAAUAAAAAAUCUGUUAAGAGUAAUGAUAAUCAAAAAGAUGAAAUUAUAUAAGAAUUAGGAUAAUAAUUAGAAGCUAAAGAUGAAGAAAUACAUAAAUUAGAAGGUAAUUUUAAUAUAUAAUUAAGAUUUAAUUGAAAAUUUCAAGUAAUUAUAUUAACAUAUGAGUGAUGAAAAAUAACAAUUAUAAGAAGAAGUAGAAAAAUUGGCAAAUGAAAAUAAUUAAUUUAGAGAUAUAUUCAGUGUAUGAAUUAUUAAUUAUUGGCUAAUAGCAAAAUUUACAUCUUUUUGGAAUAGAUCCAGAAUAAUUAAAUGAAGAAGGAGAGGAAGGAGAAAAUGAUUAUCCAGAAGAAAUUGCUGAAGAAAAUGAUGAUCAAAAUGAUUGA